Molecule: messenger RNA, 1401 nt
Organism: Gigantopelta aegis
Lineage: Eukaryota; Metazoa; Mollusca; Gastropoda; Neomphalida; Peltospiridae
Product: methionine aminopeptidase 1D, mitochondrial-like
Exons: 7
Coding region: 39-1127 (362 amino acids)
Biological process (GO): proteolysis
Molecular function (GO): metalloaminopeptidase activity
Source: RefSeq, a predicted model, not a curated record
UUUUUUUCGUUAUCAUUUCUGUAUGGAUGUAAGCGGCAAUGAUCAUGAAACCAUCAUUUUGUUUGACGUACAGUUUAUACAGAUGCUUGAAGUCAUGCCUAAUCAUGAGACCACAUCCCUCCAGCACAUCUCACUCCAUCCGAUGUCUGCAUGUUCUCCACUCUCGACAAUCUCUACCUCCAGUUCUCACGUCAACAUCAGGUCCUGCUGUCAACCCUCAUGUAGUGAGAAUGACUUGCAGGACAUUCCGGAACCAUCGUCAACAUCAGUACAGAAUCGUCCACCCGGGAAAGGUUUCUCCAACUCGUGUUGUUCCAGAUCACAUUGAGAAGCCAUGCUAUGUUGUGUCGAGAACACAGUUCAAGAGACCAGAUCAUGUUGAGAUAAAGUCUGAGAAUCAGAUCACUGGAAUGAGAUCGGCCUGUAUGCUGGCAAGGAAGAUAUUAGACCACGCUGGUCAGCAGCUGAGGGUUGGCAUGACAACGGAUGAAAUUGAUGAGCUGGUACAUGAGAUGUCGAUCAAGAACAAUGCUUACCCAUCCCCACUGCUGUACCGAGGUUUCAGCAAGUCUGUCUGUACGUCCGUCAAUAACGUCUUAUGUCACGGUAUACCCGACAAUAGCCGACUGGAGGAUGGUGACAUCAUUAACAUUGACAUUACAGUAUUUUAUCAUGGUUUUCAUGGAGAUGUGUCGGAAACAUUUUUGAUUGGUUCAGUUGAUGAAGGAGGUCGCCGAUUGGUUGCAACUGCCAGGAAAUGCAGAGAUGCUGGGGUAGAGGUUUGUCACCCAGGAGCAAGACUGUGUGACAUCGGAAAUGCCAUAAAUGAAACAGCCGAAAUGUGCGGGUAUGCUGUUGUGCCUGUUUUCUGUGGUCAUGGAAUCGGGGAAUACUUUCACGGUCCACCGGAUAUAUUCCAUAUAGCGUAUGAAGAUGAUGAAGUGAUGAAGCCAGGCAUGACUUUCACUAUAGAGCCAAUCAUCUCUGAAGGUUCUACAGACAUCAAAAUCCUGGACGAUGGUUGGACGGCCAUUACCGUGGACGACAGUCGAUCGGCUCAGUUUGAACACACAGUGCUGAUAACAGAGAGAGGAGUCCAAGUCUUAACUACUGAUACUCCAAGUUAAACAAAAAAACCUGGAGAUUUUUACCAGUAGAUAGGUGCUAAGAUGAGGACUCAUAGUUUCUUGAAGCCCUUGUUGGACUGGCACAAAGGAAUUUGUCAUCCAUUCAACCUCCAAAACUUUGAGAUGUAUGCUCCCUGCAAAUCAGAGGGGUUGGGACAUAGCUCAGUGGUACAGUGCUCGCCUGAUGCGUGAUCGAUCUAGGAUCGAUUCCUGUUGGUGGGCCCAUUGGACUAUUUCUCGUUCCAGCCAGUGCAUCACAACUGGUGUAACAGGU